AUGUGGUGGCACAUCAGCCGGCGCGUCGUCGCCACCGAGACGGCCAACGAGUUCGACAAGUUCGCCGCCAAGGACGGGGAACCUGUCGUCCCGGUCAUUCACAUCACUGGCGACGUCAUCGACAAGCCGAUCUCCCCAGCCGCUACCACCUGUCGUGCGACGAACGACAAGGCCAGCGUCACCCAGGAGGGCGACAUCACCCUGGAGGGAUCCGACGAACAGCUCGACGACACCGCCAAGUCGCAGAAUGAUAUCAGCGAGGGUCCGACUGCCUACACCGCCGAUGUGCUGGCCGGAUGUGCGGCCCUGUCGACGUCGUCUCUCAGCACUGACUUGAGCGCCUACGACAACCACCCGGCUGAACUCUCGCGCAACGCCCUCUCCUACACCGACACCAAGGUCGAGAAUACCGACGGACUCACCGAUCUCGACAGCAUGGGCACGCUCUCGUCCUCUAGCGCCACAAGCAUCGCCUCCUUCGUUUCGGUCAAGAUUGUCAUCCAGCAGCCU
Messenger RNA from Mesorhabditis spiculigera, 510 nucleotides. Lineage: Eukaryota; Metazoa; Nematoda; Chromadorea; Rhabditida; Rhabditidae. The record is from the annotation of a GenBank genome assembly.